Eutrema salsugineum is the source of this 1782-nucleotide messenger RNA. RefSeq lists its product as uncharacterized. The record is from RefSeq and is a predicted model, not a curated record. The transcript has 3 exons. Bases 1 to 1782 code for a protein of 593 amino acids. NCBI's taxonomy places the organism in Eukaryota, Viridiplantae, Streptophyta, Magnoliopsida, Brassicales, Brassicaceae.
AUGCUCUCCUCCCCCGAAUCACUCGAGGCGUUGCGUCACCGCUUUGGGAUAUCCGAGGUGGUUGAAUUUGUCGUUCCGGAGAAGAGUGACCGAGCUGACAAGCCUCCUGAGAAUCACUUUACCCUGUACGAGGCGUUUUUCGAGCUCUGUUUCCUUUGGUUCCCGAUCCCUGGAGUUAUCCUCGAGUUCUUGUGGAAGCACGAGAUCUCUAUUGGACAGAUUAUGCCGAGAGGCUUGCGGCAUAUUAUUGGCAUCCUAGUUCGGGGCUUUGAAUGCGGACUCGACAUUGAGCUGGAUCAUCUGCUCAAGUUGUUGGAGAUCAGUAUAGCUCCAAAGGGAGGUAGAUUUUAUAUCUCCAACAAGUCCAAUCGCCGGAUUAUAGGCGGUUUCCCGAGUAAAGAUCAGUUCUGGAACGAGCGCUUCUUCUCUGUCUUGGUGAAUGAGGCAUCGAUUGGAGAGGACUUUGUCCGAAAAACCAAGACCGCUUGGGGACCACUUGUUCGGAGCAUUCUUCCCUCAGUUCUCUUCAUUGUUCGAGAUACCCUUGUGGGUCGGAGAGUCAAUUGGAGGAAACACUUCACGUUUGAGAGAGUGGAAAGAGCGCGAGCCAUUUUUGCCGGAUUAUCUGUUAGCUCUUCGUCUUCGAAUUCUUCGGGCGAUACAAGAGAAAAGAUGGUGAUCAUCACUCUCAGAGAGAGGAAGAGGCUUGAAGCCGAAGAUGCUGCCAAACGAGCUGCCGAGGCGACUCAAACGGAGGCCGAGGCUGUCCCUCAAGACGAUCCACCGAGCCGUGAAGGGAAAGGCGUGCCCCGAGCUGCGGAGGCAAACAUCACCGAGGUGAUUGAGAAGGAGGUGGCGCCCGAGGUGGAACCGGGUGAGAUUAUCCCCGAGGCACCCAAAGAUGAUUCUGCGGCUCAGAGCAAAACUCCGUCCAACUCGGCAAUUUUAGCUCUCCUGAAGCCGUCAAGGCCCCCGGCUUCGCACCUACAGAAACACGACGCUGGUCGAAAACGAUCAGCCACCGAGAAAGGGAAAGGCAUGGCUGUUCAGAAAGAUGAGCCGCCCAAGAAGAAACGCAAGCCGGCGUGUAGUGAUCCCGCUUCAUGCAAGCUGAUCGUUGACGACCCAGAUGCCUCGGCGGUGAUGUUUUUGCGUGUUAACAAUGCCAACACGCGUCUUCCUCCUCCCGAGCAGCUGAGGAGACCGAGGUCCUAUGGCGCGAUGGCACAGCGCGUGGCUAUUAACGAGCUGAUGGCUGAGUACGAGUCAGAUCUGUCUAAGGUCGAACAUCGGCUGGAUAAGGCUCGGAAUGAGACCGCGGUAGCAAAGAGGAAGCUGGACGAGGCAAUGACCAGGGUGAAGAGGCUAGAAGAGGAGAAGAUAGCUCUUCAUGCUGAUGUCGACAAGGUGUCUGCCACGGUUGUUCGCCUCGAGGAGGCCAGGAAAGCCAAAAGCGCCGAGGUGGCAUUGCUCAGGAGGCGUAUCGAGGCCAAAGAUGCCUUGUUCGAUGCUAAGGUCAAGCGUGCGAAGAAAGAGGCGAGGCGAGAAUUGACAGCCAAGUUUCAGGAACGCCUUGCCAAGGUCGAUGAAGGUCUUGCGAAGCUUGAGAAAGAUAAAAGUGACGAGAAUGAGCUAGGACAGAUCAAGGGAAACCUUGCUAUGAUCGACGACCUGAGGAAGCCAGAUGGCCCGACUCUCAAUGACGAAGUGGCAAAGUUAAAGGGUUGGGAGAGCGAAUACGUCGACGAUGAGGCGUAUGAGCGCAUCGCAUCCGAGAUCUGA